Messenger RNA from Brassicogethes aeneus, 2382 nucleotides. The record is from the annotation of a GenBank genome assembly. NCBI's taxonomy places the organism in Eukaryota, Metazoa, Arthropoda, Insecta, Coleoptera, Nitidulidae.
GAAAAAGUAAGGUUACAAUGGGUGGUAAGCACAAGAAAAAGCUAAGGGAGGAAAAAUCGAAGGUAAAGCUCAAAAAGAGCGAGAAAACAAAGUUCCUACCCAAAGGAAAGAACGUCACGGACGUAUCCUUCAAAAUAAAGCCCAUAGUUCUGCCUGAGCAGCUUCGACAAAAACAGCAAGAUGUGCCGUUGAGCAAAAAGCACUUGGACGUGAAAGAUUUGGUGCAGAGGAUGAGGCAUUACAACGAAAAUGUGAGGCACAGCGCCUGCGAAGAAACAGCGGACAUGAUAAAGUAUUUUCAUGAAGAUAUUGUAAACAACCACUUAGCUGUUGUUAUCAAGACUGUUACAACUUUAAUACAGGAUAAAAUAGCCAAAGUGAGGCAGUCGGCUGUUAAAGUUGUUGAUAAGUUGUUGGAACAUUGUACUCAUGGCAAAGUAGAGCCAUUCUUUGACUUUUUAUCGGUAAACUUGCGUUGCGCAAUGACCAACAUAAACAAGACCAUACAAGAGGACUCCUUAAUGCUAUUGGACGCCCUAUUAAAACACGUUCCAAAUUUAAUUGCAAAAAAUCCGGAAAAAAUUCUGUCGGAUUUUUUCACGCUAAUUUCAAAGUUGAGGAACGACUCGCAAAUCGGUAGGACUUUGACCGUAAAUUUGGGAAGUCAGCUCACAAGUGUGAAAUGGAGGUUGAAGGUUUUGAGUAGAUUGUACAGGAUUUUAAAGGCUAUAAUAGAAGAUAAGGGCAUCAAAAGUUACAAUAAUAGUACCAUUUAUGAAGAAAAUGACAACAUUGUCUUGUACAAAGACGCAUUUUCUGAAAAAUUAAAUUUGUGUGAUGUCAGUUUUUUUGAAAACAAUAUUACUGAAGAAUCUGAAACAAGUAAAUCUUUUAUUUUGAAUAAACAUAUUGUUACUUUGAUACCUUUGUUAUAUGAAACCUGGGUUGAAGUGAUACCAUCUAAUGGAUUCAAAACAGAAAACACAAUUUUAAAUGAAGAAUCCUCAGCAAUGUUGGCAUGUGUUAUGAAAAUAUUAUAUUUACUAUGGGAAUAUACAAGACUUAACCAUGACAAUAAUAAUAUUAAUAUGAAUUCAGUUUUCCUGUCAAAUGAAGGUAAAAAAUUCCUGACACAUUUGGUGGGAAAUUUCCCAUACAGUCAGGGUGAAAAAAUGAAGAUGAAGGAGAAAAACAAAACAAAAAGUAUUUUAAAUCUCCUCGACGGCAACGAAGACCCUAAAUGUGUAGAACAAAAUUUACUAAUUUGUUACAUUUAUUCAGUGUUGCACAUAAAAAAAAAUCACAAGGACCCUAAAAUACUUCAAAUUAUGUCAUAUGUGACAAGAUGUCUUUUAUCAAAUAAUUCCUUUAUAAAUUCUCACAACAUAAAAUUCUUGAUACUGAUUUUGAAAUCGAUUCUUGUGGAAAACACGAAAAAUUGGCAAAAACAAAACGUGGAAGUUGAGACUAUUUUGGAAAAUACCAUCACCUUCUACAAUAAUUCGAGGUUAGGGGAAAAUUCAAAGAUGGAGGUUUUCAGUAUUUUAAUUGACGUUUCAGACAAUGAGUUGUUAAAAAGCCUACCCAAAUAUGACGCUUGGGUGUGCGACACUGUAAACAGUUUCCUGGAAAAAGAAAUUUCUGCAAGGAAAAUAAAUUUACUGUUUACUUUGAUCAAAAGAGAUAACAGCGUUUUUAAGGAAAGUUUUUCGAAAAAGAUAACGCUGAUUUUGGAAAAUAUACCUUUCAUAAAAAUAACGGAUAACCCCGAUGAGAAUUUGGUGAAAAAAGAAAUAAUAAAAAUUAUUUAUUACUUACCUUUAAAUAGGGAAAAUUUGAAAGAUAUUUCAAAUUUCCUGGACAAAUUUAAUGACGGUGAAAUUUCAAACUACUUAAGGUUGACUUUAAAUUUAAAAGGCAUUGUUUUGUAAAAUUGUUUUUAUUUAAAAUAAAUACGUUAUUUUUAAAAAUAUAUAAGGUUUUUUAUUAUCACUGUACACUUAAUUAAAAAAAUACGGUUACAUACAGCAACAACCAAAAUUUGUGUUUAUUGCCAAAACGUUGCCAUACCUGGCCACCAUACCGCCCUGAGUUAUGUUCACCAUAGUAAAAUAUGCGUCAUGCCAUGGACAGUCCAGACUGGCAAAUACCCUUAAAAAAAUACUGUUGUUGGGUUGCAUACUUAAAGUGUCUACUUACCUGAAUAAAAAAUUAAAAACCCUUGUUAAAGUUUCGAUUUUUCUUUCCAACGCUAGUUUUUUAAAAUGUUCCGCUAUCAUUUCGGUAUCACUUUUAUCCGGGACAGUUUCCCUUUCGAUCCAAUGCUUUAUUAUUGGUCGAAUUUCCUCCCAAGUUAGUUUACUGAACGGGGAAUAAUCUUCU